Anguilla anguilla (European eel) is the source of this 4282-nucleotide messenger RNA. Its product is annotated as collagen alpha-2(I) chain-like. Gene Ontology annotation, cellular component: midbody; ciliary base; centrosome. The record is from RefSeq and is a predicted model, not a curated record. NCBI's taxonomy places the organism in Eukaryota, Metazoa, Chordata, Actinopteri, Anguilliformes, Anguillidae. Bases 1282 to 3780 code for a protein of 832 amino acids. The transcript has 4 exons. Gene Ontology annotation, biological process: mitotic spindle organization; cytoplasmic microtubule organization; non-motile cilium assembly.
UUUGAAGAUGAUCGUCACGUCUUGGCGGAGGAGCGGAAGGCGUGCAGGGCUCGCGCGCGCAAACUUUCCGUGGAAAAUAAUCGGCGCAGGAAGUAAGUCGAUCAAACUCAGACUCGUUGUGUCGCACUGACAGUCACGCUAACGUCAGUGCUGUAGCAGGCACUGCAAGUGUAGAUUUUGUCAUAGUCCCAUAUUUGUGUCAGUGGAAAGAACAUUUAUCUCCAUCCUUAUCCGGGUCUGGUGCUCUGAUACGAGGCGGUCGAUGUUUGGCUGCCCGCUGCGGGUUUGCCUAAUUAAUGAGCGCCCUGGAAGUGUGACCUUCGGGGACGUGAUCACGUUCCUUCUGCAUUGCGAGCCCAAGACCUGGCAGCUCCACGGCAAGCUAACACCUUUGCGCUCUGGUUUUGUAGCUCGCAGCACAGGUGUGAUUGACUCCGGUGAUUAUUCAUUUAUGCAGUGUAGUGUAAGGGGUUAUGGAAACUGGGCUGCUAAUUCAAAGACGUUUGUGGGUUCAGUUCCUAGCUGGUGGAUUCAGUACUGCUGUUGUAGCCUUGAGCAAGGUACUUAACCCAAAUUACUGCAGAGAAAUAUCCAGGGGGACCCACUGAUUGGAUGUGAAGCUGUAAUCUGUGUAAUUCGCUGUGUAAAAGAGCACCUGCUGAAGGCAGAAGGGACAGAACUGUGUGGAAUUGCAAUUGAACACAUUUCCAUUCAGUUCUCUCUGUCUCCGGCACUGCAGGUGUGAUUGUGUGAUCCAGGAGAUAAUUCAUUUCAUUUAGCCUAUAUAAACAUAACCAGACUGUAAAUUACACUUUUACCAGUACUGCGGACUGGUGAUGCAUUUGAAUAGUGUUGGUUAAAUUUCAAGUCAUCAUUGUGUAAUUCAUACAUUUUUUUUUGUCUGUCCUUCAGUGUCUUUAUGUGUGGAUAGCAGGUAUUUCACAGGAAUAAUAGCCCCUGAGGAGGCAGUGGGGCUGCUGGGUAAUGGGUGGGGUAGCUGUGGGUGUCCCACUGCAUUGUGGGUCCCUCAGAGUCUCGGAGGAGAUUGUGGGGUAUGCUGGGUAAUGGGUGGGGUUGCUGUGGGUGUCCCAGUGCAUUGUGGGUCUCUCAGAGCCCAGGAGGAUGUUGGGGGGCUGCUGGGUAACGGGUGGGAUAGCUCUGGGUGUCCCAGUGCAUUGUGGGUCCCUCAGAGUCUCGGAGGAGAUUGUGGGGUAUGCUGGGUAAUGGGUGGGUUUGCUGUGGGUGUCCCAGUGCAUUGUGGGUCUCUCAGAGCCCAGGAGGAUGUUGGGGGGCUGCUGGGUAACGGGUGGGAUAGCUCUGGGUGUCCCAGUGCAUUGUGGGUCUCUCAGAGCCCAGGAGGAUGUUGGGGGGCUGCUUGGUAACGGGUGGGAUAGCUCUGGGUGUCCCAGUGCAUUGUGGGUCCCUCAGAGCCCAGGAGGAGCGGAGGCAGGCGGUGGAGCUCCGCGAGCAGAAGCUGCGGGAGGAGAUCCUGCAGGAGCGCAGACGGAAGCUUCUGGAAGCUACAGAGCAGCACCAGAGGGCCCACCUGCCUCCCUCACAGCGGAGGAGACCAGAAUUUCAAACGGCAGUUUAAACGGUUGUUUUGCAGUUACCGGCAGACCAGCCCAUCUCCUAGACAACGCUCUCAGAAGGAUCGAGGGCACCUUCAGUUGGUGUGGUCUGCAGUCACCAUUCUACCCUGGGAGCCCCAGUACUUUCAGACGCUGCCAUUCUUCCUCAAACGCCUCCGCUGUCUCCAGCAAACUGCACCAGCAGAGGCAGCUCUCUGCAGCCAUCGCUCACGUCAAGCUGCUGCAAGGGAAGGGCACCAAUGAGCCGCAGAGCAGAGAUCUGUGCUUUUACAACAAGCUCCGGGAGAAACAGCACCCCCUGGCGGAGGGACAGUGGAACAGCAAGCAGGAGAAUCCCCAGGAUGUCCGUCAGCCGGGUCAGACAGAGACUCUGCCCGGCCUGGAAACAGAGAUUUCCCCCCAUAGCCCCUCCCACUCUACUGGCCCCUCCCACUUCACUGGCCACUCCCACAUGUCAAGCCACUCCCACACCACUUGUCCCUCCCACAAAUAUGGCCUCUCCCAUACCUCUGGCCAUGCCCAAACCUCUAGCCACUCCCACACCACUUGUCACUCCCACAUAUACAGCCUCUCCUAUACCUCUGGCUAUGCGCAAACCUCUAGCCACUCCCACGCUGCUGGCCCCUCCCACACUCCAGGCCCCUCCCACGCUGCUGCUGUCAGAAGUGCUUUUUCUUCCUGGUUACGUCCUUCCCUGCUCCUCAGCAGCUGUCAAUCACACGGCCCACUAGAGCGCAGUCAUGGCGCACGUUCUGCGUCUGCGAUGUCCGGGGAGAGCGUCGGGCUCGCUCGGCAGGAAGUGGUGAAUCUCAGCUUCCUGUCCGCAGAAUCACAGAGGACGGAGGAGCCCAGAGCCGCCGGAGAGCCAGGGUACGAGGGCCCCCCAGCCAGGGCGGGGCCCGGGGGGGAGGAGCCUCAGUCACAGCCCGACGUCACAGUCUCUGCAGCUCCGCCCGUCCCGAGUGACCGAAACACGCCGACUCAGAGCGGGACGGCGGCCAUCUUGGAUCAUCAGACUCCCAGCAGUACGGCCAAUCAGCUGAGGGGUUUAAGCGGCACGGUUCCCCUGGCUGUGACUCGCGGGGCGUGGGCCGGCCCAGACGCUCCCCCCACGGAACUUUCCGGCCCGACCGGAGGUGGAAAAGCGGCGGAGUCCGUGCAGCGGACGGGAAAUGGCGCAGACCGCUACUCCAGCCGCGCGUCGGUCGCCUUACCAAUCAGAGAGCAAAGCCGAGGAACGGGCUCAGGCCGGCCAAUCACAGCACCUGCUGCUUCGCUCCGCACCGUAAAUCAGAGCAUCUCGACGCCAGAGGCCCCUUUUAUGGCAAACGCAGAACCAAGGCCGACCGGUCGUAUAUCCACCGUAGACGUUAACUCUGACUCCGCCCUCAAUAAAGACGCGGACAGAGCGUGUCCAGACAGCUCCGACCCUUCAGAUCAAAUAAACGCGAGCGACCGCACAGAAGAAGGCGUUCCUACUGGCGCACCCUAUCGAGAGACGUUUAGACACCCAUCUGCAGAUUCGGCCUCCGAUCCUGUUUCCGAUGUGAAAUCCCUUAGAGGGAUCCUUAAAAAGCAGUCUAAGUAUGCGGCGGGCCUGUCCGGACCCUCCCGGGCCUGUGGCAGUUUCGAUUUCCCCAAAGCAGCGGCAGCGCCCGUAAGACACGCCGCGGAGCGGGCUGAGCCUGGCGGCAGAGCGCCCGAGAGCGUCGAGAGGAGGCUGCGCUGGUCUGACGAAGAGCGCGGAAACCUGGCCGCGGACGGGGGGGUCGAGGGGGGGUGGAGAUGCGCGGCCGGGCAGACGGGAGGGAAGGGCACGUCCCCUCAGCUUCACCCAAAUUCAGCUGAGCUUCAGAGGGGUCCUCUCUGCGCCGGACGGGUCUCCUCCACCGGGUACCACUUUGCCAAACGGGCGUGGUCAGACAGCGGGGACCGGGACCGCGGGGGCCGGGACGGGGCGCCCCAGGAGCGCAGGCUGGGUAAAAGCAGCCCUCCCCGGGGAGGGUCCCGCGCCCCCAGGGCCCCCAGAAGAGCGGGCUCUGCCCCGGCGGGCCCCCGCCCCGGCCCGUCCAGGAGGGGUGCGGGGGUGAGACCUCGGUCGGCCGCUGGCCGCGGCGAGGCGGGGCAACGUGGAGCGAAGACGCUCUCGCCCCACCCCCCCGCCCCCUGUCGCACAAAGGUGACGUAGAGGGCUCGUCGCCAAGCAGCGAAGCUCCUGUCAGCUGUGCCACCCGCCUGUUCUCUCCCCCGCCCCACCCGUGAAAAUGUCACCACAGCCAUCUGCAUUUCCCCCCAGGAUCCACUGGGCAGCGCUGUUGGGGAAAGCAGUCUGUCUCACAACAGCGCCUCCACAGGCCGGGAGGUCUACCAGCAUGGGCGUGGCAUCCGCAGCACUUUAAGAUAUACUUUAUUGAACCCCAUGGGGUAAUUUGACCCAUCCCAGUUACUUAGGAGCAGUGGGCAGCGACAGUGCAGCGCCCGGGGACCAACUCCAGCUCUGAGGCAAGUGCCUUGGUCAAGGGAAACUGCAGGAGUGCACCUAACAUGCACUAAUUUAGCACCCAAAGACACCAAUUCAGCUUUUCACAGCUGUGUUUCUGUGUAGUCAAGAGCAGGUUUCUUUUUGUAAUUUUGUCUGCAGUUGUAUUAGCUGUUCAUGGCUAUAUUUGAGCUUAAAUUUUUACAUUUUU